Messenger RNA from Chiloscyllium plagiosum (whitespotted bambooshark), 4957 nucleotides. RefSeq names its product adhesion G protein-coupled receptor D2. The record is from RefSeq and is a predicted model, not a curated record. Gene Ontology annotation, cellular component: plasma membrane. Gene Ontology annotation, molecular function: G protein-coupled receptor activity. Lineage: Eukaryota; Metazoa; Chordata; Chondrichthyes; Orectolobiformes; Hemiscylliidae. Gene Ontology annotation, biological process: cell surface receptor signaling pathway; adenylate cyclase-activating G protein-coupled receptor signaling pathway.
GACAGAGACCGAGGAGCAUCGAGAGCAGCAGCUCAUUGUCAGGGAAAUGACCAAUGGCCCGGGCUUCCUUCUGGCUUGCGGAUCGGUAUUACUCUGGUCUGGGGAUACAAUGGGAUUCCGAGCUGAUGUUCAUCGCUUCAGCUUUUUAAAGCGCCACAGUCCCCAUUCAAUGUUGAAGUCGGUUGAUCACAAGGACAGAGUUUCGACCUAGUUCUGUUAACCUCCCAUAGGAGUAUGCAGUUCAGAGUGAUACUUCCACUCUCGGAGUUCCUGUUAUUCUGUGUCGGUGGCAUACUCGCAGACUCCCCGCUGUUAUUACAGGAUCGGAGCUGUUUCCUUUACCGGAAUCACUAUUAUGACUAUGUGGCCGAGGAGCUGCCCUGGGCACGAGCAGGGAGGUGGUGCCGCCAGAGAUUUGGAUUUCUGGCUGCUGUCAGCACAGCUGAAGAUAACCAGAAAAUGACCAGCUUCAUGCAGUCGAUGAGGGUGACGAAAGCCUUGUGGAUUGGUGCUAAAAUAAAGGAGGGAGGCCCUGGUACUUUUGGUUCACACAUUCUGACCUUUUCCGGCCGAACUGACACCAAAUAUGCCAAGCUUCUGAAGCAGUUCCCUCAGUUGCAUUCGGUCACCGUUUGCGCUCAAGUGCAGUUCGAUUCAACUUAUGUGGGAGUUUCCACGGUCUUCUCCUAUUCAGUGCCUUCAUUUAUCAACGAGUUCCAGCUCCGCGCGAACAUUGUCCGGGGGCAGCACAUUCAGCUUGCGCUGCUCGUCCAUGGUGUGCACAGCCCUUACUCACAGGCGGUUGACAAUAAUGGUCGCUGGCACCAUCUCUGUGUGAGUUGGGCCCGCCAGGGCGGGGAUUGGGCCAUCGCAGCCGAUGGGGCUGUCAUUUCAUCCGGGGAGCAGCUUUACAUCGCAGAUGACAUCGGAGCGGGCGGCGUGUUCAUCGUUGGCCAAGAGCAAGACACCUUUGGGGGAUCAUUUAAGAAGGAUGAAUCUUUCGUCGGGAAUAUUACCCAGCUCCACAUUUGGGACCGUGUAUUGAACACUGACGAGAUUCGAGCUUUAGUGGAAGAUUGUUUGGUCAUUUCACUGGGAUUGUUCUUCCAAUGGAAUAUUUCCAGCUUUGAAAUUGAAACGUCGGUGCAGGUCCAUGAGGGAUUUUCACAGUGUAAAGGUGAUGGAUUCCAACUCACUGAACCAUUUGACAUUUUGUGGGUUGAUGGAACUUUGCCCCGUUUUCACAACAUCUCAUCAGAUGUCAGCCACCCAGUUAAUAAAGGAGAAUGUGUAGCCUUUGACCCAUUAACUGGAGCAUGGGAAUCAGAAAACUGCUCAAAACAGAAAGAAGCACUCUGUCGAUAUGACAAAGAUAUAUAUGAACAAAUGCAAAACUUGUCUUCUCUUCCACCCUCUCCAUUUUUCCUACAAGUUAAAGCAAAUUCCAUUCGUGUUUCAAUUGCGGAUUAUUUGCUGCUGAACCAAAGCGAUUACCCAGAAAAUGUGUCUGUUGCAAACUACAUCACCAGCUUGUUGUGUGAAGCUGCAGAUCAAAGCCACACUAAACUCACCUCUGCUGACUUGCUUGCGUUGACGAGAUUUCUCGGAAAUGUUGCUGAACUGGAUUUUGAAAGUGAAGCGAGUAAUUCCAAAACAAUUUUGAGCUUGGCAACUAACUACAUUAAAUUGGCGAGCAAAAUCAUAGAUGUCAAGUAUUCCUUGGAAUGGCUCUUUAUAUCCGAGGUGAUCCGUGGACCCUAUGUUAUCAUUCACAGUGUUGAUACACUUGCUGAGAAACUGUCUGAUAUUUUAUUUUCUAUUGGACCAAGUAUUGUCCUGUCAACAGAAAAUAUAGACAUGCAGUUCAAACUAAGCCGGUUGUCCAGUUUGGGAAGUGAUCUUGUUUACAAACCCAAAUGCCUCUCUGCCCGGAAUCGAGCGGAUGAAAUUCAGGUUCCUGAUUCGGAGAUGUCCCGGCUUCUCUCUUCUGGGUACAGUGAAUUGAUAUUUAUAAAUGCUUACUAUCGGAGUGUGGAGCAUCAUUUGGCACCUCAUAAUCUCGACUCUGUAUUACUAGCUGGGAGAUCAGACAAACGUUUGCAGAUAAAUCAACUUCAAACAGCUGUUAUCUCUUCAACUGUACGUGAUCCAGUCAGAGCAAGAAACAUCCCCACUGCUGUGCAGUACUCUCUCUCACACAGGCCUGUGGUUGGAUAUUCAAAAGUCGCCAUCCCGGCUUGUGUGUUUUGGAACUUCAGUCUUCUAGAUGGACAGUAUGCGGGAUGGUCAAACCAAGGUUGCAAACUGAUUCAGUUUGAGUCUGAGAUCACAAUCUGCUUCUGUAACCACACAACCAACUUCGCUGUGUUAAUGCAGUUCACAGAAGUACAGUGGGGUUUGGAGACGGAGAUAAUCUUAAACAAGUUGACAUUCAUUGGAUCUGGAGCCUCACUGUGUGCCCUUGUGGUUACCUUGACCCUUUUCACCGUGCUGGAUAUUCCAAAAUCUGACCGAACCUCCAUUCACAAGAACCUGUUUGUAGCUCUGAUUGCAGCCCAGGUGAUACUACUGAGCAGUGACUCAGCAACAAAUAGUGAGGCUGCCUGUACUGCUGUGACUGCCCUUCUGCACUUGUUCUUCAUGGCUGCUUUUGCAUGGAUGAUGGUGGAGGGACUGCUCCUCUGGAGUAAAGUGGUUACUGUUAAUUUAAGUGAAGAACGGAGAAUGAAAUAUUACUAUCUAAUAGGCUGGGGUCUCCCUGUCCUAAUAGUGACCAUCACACUGGCAGCAGCACAUGACAAGUACAUUUCAGACAGAUACUGUUGGUUGAAUGUUCACAAUGGAGUGAUUUGGGCCUUUGUUGGGCCAGUUAUCUUCAUCAUUAUGGUGAACAUGUUUGUGCUCACACGUGUUGUACUGAUCACUAUGUCAACUGCCAAGCGCCGGGCCACCAUGCUUGCUGUUAACAGCAGCCCCAUCGAGCAAGCCUACGAUCAGAUUAGGACUGCUGUGAAAGCUGUGCUGGUGCUUUUGCCCAUUCUCGGCCUCACAUGGCUCUCUGGUGUCCUGGUUCCACUCUCUGUUGUCAUGGCGUAUAUCUUUGUGAUACUCAAUUCCCUGCAGGGUCUCUUCAUCUUCCUGAUAUAUGGAGUGUACAACACAGAGAUAAGGAGUACAAUCAAAAGACUAAAAGAAAGAAGAAGAGCUCUGAACUUUUCAAAUUGUGCCACUUCCCGACCAUCAAGCUCUUUGACCAGCUCCAGACCUGCUAGUUCACCUGUGACAGGGUCGGAGAGCCUUGCUAAAGAUGAUGGGUUACAGGUUACAGAUGGACUCAACCUGCAAGGCAUUUGCAAAAUGUCCUUCUAUGACAACAGUGUUGUAUAUGAAAAUCCAGCCGCUGAGAAUGAGAGACAGCUGUCAACCCCCAGCCUGCCGCGAGGACCUGAUGAAGAGUUAUCUUGCAGUUCUCAGAGCCCAGUGACCUCCAGUAAGGGUUGCAAAGCUGAUUGUCCUGUGCCCAGUGGACGGGAGGAUAUGGAAGAUGGCUGCAGCCUGCAUGUACCCAUAGAGCUCGAAGAUCGCUCCUGCUCCUCACUAAAUGUCAUGUCCCUGAAGCGAGUUGGCAGCUUAUAUUUGGACUGAUUAAAUCAAGAUGACAAACAUCCCUCCAACUGGUGUUGUGCAUUGGGCUAGAAAGUGAUGAUGCUAUGGUGGAAUCUGCGUGUGGCAGUAGUGGGGAAUGCUCUUGAUUGUCUUUAAGGAAAGAGAUAAGGCAGAUUGAUAAUAGAUGUUCUGUCAUCAUUAGGGUCGAAGCCCUUUGCUGCCGUCUAGAAGUUUGCCAUCAUUUAUAAGAUCAGGGAGGUUAACCUCUGUGUUUGUUCCAUCUCUAUUUUACUUGACUCAAACCUAUCAGUCCAACAACAGUCCAAAGGGGAAUGGCAAAUAGAGCUUUUGCUGGUAAAAGGUGUUAUUAAAAAUUAUUUAUCGAACUUUUUCUCUUUAGAGUUUGUUUGCUAACUGAGAAAGAUAAGCUGUAGUCAUAGUUGAAUGAAUUAUGCAGGUAAAAUGAUGGUCAGAGCAUCACAGUUAAUACAGUACAGACUAAAACAUAAGACCAGACGUAGCUGCAGAUUCCUUAAAUAAAUGACAAUGUGAUGCAUUUAACCUUUUGUUUUUAGCAACAAUCAGUAACUGUCCUCAUUAUGACUAGUGACUGAAUGUUAGCGUUGUUGUUUAAAUCACUAACGUUGAUCAGUUGAACCAGUAAAAAUAUGAGCAGCAGUGGUUCUUUUAAAAGUUGUACAUAGAAAGAUGGCAUUUGAUCAUUGUGACAAAUUGGAGGUUUGGGUUGACUGUCGAACAACUGUAUAUUAUCAGGUACAGAAAGGAACCGGAAUGCUGCCAAUAUUUUUUCUAAUUAUAACUUAGAGAUUUAACACAGUCCUGGUUGCAGUAGCAGUGUUGCAAUACUGAUAAUAUAUUGAUAUAUCAGGACAAGUAACAUUAACAAUUGACACCAUCCACAUUUUAUAUGCUGGCAAGGAUAUAUUGUAACAAUUGUGAUUAUGGUAAAUCAAUAGUAGAUUGUGACACAGAGUUAAAACUUUGCAGAGAGUGGUGAAAUUUCUGGCAGGUCACUAUUUUACCAUUUCCUCCGCAUCAUACUUUCCAAAGUGAUUGUACUGUGUUGUGAUAAUUCAUGUAUGUGAGGUUAAUUCUGUGAUUUUACCAAAUGUUGUAGAUACACAUACAAAAACGUUUUGAAUAUGGUAAAGCACAGCUAAUUUACUUAUUUGUGUACUGGGUUUCUAUGCGAUCAAUUAUUCUGUACUAAAAUGUAAUUCUGUUCAAUGUAUUUUUUCAUCCAUGAAUGUUGAUGUGGCUCUAGUCUCAAAAGAUAAAAUACAUCAAGCUUAUUUUAAUUCAAAGUUUUAUUAAAAAUAAGGAAUAAUAG